UUUCUGUCGAGAACGCACGUGGAUGCAUUUGCGAUUAUCCGGUUCGGCGUGCGGACUUUGCGAUACUCAAUUUUGUUUAGAAUAUGUUAGUCUAUGAAAUAAAAUUUAAGUUGAAAACAGUCGUUUAGCGGAGUUCUACGGUUUAAAGAUGGGGAAAUUAAGAAAGCCAAAAAUCAGUAAAGUCAAGAGAAACAACCAGACGAAGACGAAGCUUUCGAAGCAAGGGAAGCUUAAGACUCGACGGCACAAACCAAAGAAACAAGCUCAGAAAUCAGCGCCACCGCGUCCGGAAAAAGCAGAGGAGGAAGAAGAGAGCGAUCAUGGAAGCGAUGUGAUGGAUAUGAUUGACGAGGAUGACUUAAAUUUCCUAAAUAAUGCCAUAUCCAACAAGUCCUACAACUUAUUCAAACAGAUUCGAUUGAACAAAACAGACGAAGGCCCGAGCGAGAGAAAAAAGCAAAAGGUUGAAAGUAGUCAACCGCUGGAGGAACUGUACGAGAAUAAUGUCACAAAAAUUGUGGAAGAGACCGGGGGGAAGUCAGUUCGCAUGUUGCUUCCCAUAAAAACGCAAAACGGUUUUAUAGAGAAGCGUGUCAUCGAGGAAGACGGCGAGACUUCGAACGAACAUGGGGACGAAGGUAACAAGAGCCGGGAAGAGAGCGAGGAGGAAGAUAAAGAGGGAAAUAGCGACACGGAAAUGGACACGCAUAACGACUUGCAAGUUACUGGCAAACCAGUGUCUACCGUCGAGCUUGUCGCGUGUCGCGAGGAAAUACUGAGAUCCAAGCGUUUCAAGAUAGGCAUACUUUCGAGCGGCAUAUUAGAAAACCCGGAACUCAAAUCCGGAAAUUUCAAGGUACUGCUGGACAUGAUGGACGAGAGAGCUUCGGAAGUUUACAUAACGAUCAGGAAACUGGCGAUGGUGUCUCUUUUAGAGAUCUUCAAGGAUUUGCUACCAUCGUACAGUAUUCUGCAGGUUUCGCCGGACGGGGUAAAAUUGAAGAAAGAGACUCUCGCGCUGCAGAAUUAUGAAGCUACCUUGUUGAGGAGUUACAAAAGCUAUCUGCAGAAGCUCGAGAAGAUAUCGAAGGUUUUGCGGCGAAAGAAAGGGAACACGCAGUCGGUGAACGAGCGAGGGAUGCAACUGGGCGAGACGGCUGUGUCGUGCAUGUGCGAGCUUCUCGUCAUUCAUCCGUACUUUAACUUCGCCGCUAAUAUAGCCAAUUACAUCCUUCCCUUGUUGGAUAACAAGCGGAACAGCGUGAGAGAAAGAGUCGCGCGAUGUUUCUCUCAAAUAUUCAAAGAGGACAAACGUGGCCAGCUGUCUCUCACGAUAGUUCGAAAAUUGAAUCAGUAUAUCAAGUCGAGGAAACACUCUGUACGUUCUGAGGUAAUAGCAGUGUUGCUGGCUCUGCGCAUCAAAGACGUCAAUCUGGACAAGGAAAAGGAGGACGAGACGAAGCAGAAGAAGCUCAUGUCCCAUAAGCAGAGGGUACUCGCGUUGAGCAGACGGGAGAGGAAGAAGAGCAAGAAGCUGGAGCAAGUGGAGAAGGAAAUGCUCGAGACGAAGGCCGAGGAAAAUAAACAGGCGAAACAUAAGACUCUCACGGAAAUAAUGAGCAUAGUUUUUACUAUAUAUUUCCGAAUUCUGAAGCAAGCUCCCAAUAGUAAAGUGUUAUCCGUGUGUCUGGAGGGAUUGGCCAAAUUUGCGCACUGCAUCAAUAUAGAUUUCUACCAAGAUUUAGUAAGCGCCAUAGAUAAAUUAAUAGAGGAAGGUAAUUUGGGACUGAGAGAACAACUGCACUGCGUUCAGUGUAUAUUUACAAUAUUAUCCGGGCAGGCUGCAGCGUUGAAUAUCGAUCCGUACAAAUUUUACGUGCAUUUGUACAAAAACAUAUUGAAAGUCCACUGCGGGAGGACGCACUCGGAGACGGAGACCGUGCUGCAGACGUUGCUGCAGAUUCUCAUUCAUCAGCGCAGGAGGAUCACGCAGACGCGUAUGAUAGCCUUCGUGAAGAGGAUCACCACCCUGGCCCUGCAGUCGCAGCACAACGCGACGCUGGGUACCCUCGGUAUCGUGAAGCAGGUGAUGCAGCUCGGGAAAGCGGCUCAUGUUUUACUGGACACCGACUGCGCCGGCGACGGUCAUUACCAGGUCGAGAUCGAGGAGCCCGAUUAUUGCAACGCUCACUGCACCGCGUUGUACGAGCUCGUUGCUUUGCAGCGUCACUAUCACAGCGUAGUGCGGCAACUCGCUAAAAAUAUAGCGUACACCACACCUACGAGCGGUGAGGGCAGCUUGACCACUGAAAUCGCGAAGCUAUCGCCAGAUGAGCUCUACGCGGAGUAUGAUCCUGCGGGUGUAGCGUUCAGGCCUGCUGUGCCUGUUCCAAAGAAGAUUGCCGUUAAAAGAGCACCGAUUAAUUACAGCAUGAGCCCGAAACUCGAGGAAUACGUUAAUACCGUUGACAUUGACAACGUGUUUGCUGAUGGACAUGUAGACUUUUACGAAGCCUGUAAAAGUAAUUUGUAACACGUAAUAAAGGAUGGGAUGUACAUAAAGAA
Vollenhovia emeryi is the source of this 2565-nucleotide messenger RNA. It is a transcript of the gene Noc3, whose product is annotated as nucleolar complex protein 3 homolog. Lineage: Eukaryota; Metazoa; Arthropoda; Insecta; Hymenoptera; Formicidae. Gene Ontology annotation, molecular function: chromatin binding. The coding region runs from base 149 to 2533 and encodes 794 amino acids. The record is from RefSeq and is a predicted model, not a curated record. Gene Ontology annotation, biological process: DNA replication initiation. The transcript has 10 exons. Gene Ontology annotation, cellular component: nucleolus.